Molecule: messenger RNA, 2271 nt
Organism: Suillus clintonianus
Lineage: Eukaryota; Fungi; Basidiomycota; Agaricomycetes; Boletales; Suillaceae
Exons: 1
Coding region: 116-2026 (636 amino acids)
Source: RefSeq, a predicted model, not a curated record
UGACCGAUUGCUAAACUUGCCCCUCUGCUUUGAUUCCACUUCUCACCCGGCUCCGUCAGGCGCCAUUGAUUGCGCGUCCCUAUCAUAAUAUUUAUCAUCCUAGUUGCCUGUAGUCAUGAACUCAUCUAUUAACCACCAACACCAGUUUCGCAGAACGCACAAAAAGCGUUCCUCGUUUUCAAGACUGUCGUCAGACACAGUGCAGACUCUCCCAGAGUACUCGGCUCCGCUCAAUUGGAGUAGUAAAACAUUCAGUUCGGCGCUUUCGGAGGGCACCGAGUCAGAUAGGCCACCCGACUACCCUGACAGCGAAGAGGCAGACACGGAGGAGCAAGCUGUAGCCUACGCGCCACAACGUUUUCACCCCAAUUUGCCCCGACGCACAGCACCUUAUACACGCAGACGCAAACGCCAGUCCGUCACACUGCCAGCAGCCGACCCGUUCCUCGACGCGCUGCUUGAGCGCAGUGUACAUGCCCUCGAGAUGUCAAAUGCUCUCAUGCAGAGCUCAAUCUCCACCCAAUCCAGUCUUUCGACGUUGCUUUCGUCCGACAUCGGACCGGACCGUUCUCUCGAGGUUCGUGCCAGGAACCUUUCAACGCGAAUCAGAUUGAACAGCGGUGUGCAUGGGACAUGGAUGGCACAUCUGGAAGAGAUAUCGAAAGGUGUGGAUGGACUGUUUGACGAAGAGGUUAGGGACAUCAGUCCAGUCAAGCCAGAUGAAGCUGCGAUUAGCCAAAGUCUCCCAACAUCAAAUAUCAGAGAUUUGCGGAAUAGGAGGAGACCGUCACUACUGGAGCUCAAUGGCUCGAGCUCGAGUUCAUCACAGCUUCAAUUCUCGCUCCCGAAACGUGAUUUGCUCGUGGCGCCUGCCCCUAGGGCGCUCACCCAGUAUGUCGAAUCAACAGCUGAUCCCUGUAUGAUAACCCUGCCCUCCACCCUGGGGUUACGAGCAUCCGCUUCAUCGCACUCGGCAGACUGGCAGGAUCACACUUUUGUCACACAACAGGAGCUACGGUUCUCACAGUCAUUACCUGUGUUAUCGGGACAGCCUCAGGAGGUCCCCACUCCAGCAUACAAUCUCCUCUGCAACAUAGUGAAGCGCUCAGAAUCAGCUACACCUCCUCCAACUGACACAUCGUCUCCUCGUGCCUUCAUAUCACGACGUGGAUCAACAAGCACAUGCAGCACUGAACGAGGAUCGAAACCGUCUGCUUGCUCGGUACGGAGGCAACAAGCAUCCCCUGAUCGCAGUCGCAAUCGCAAGCCAGAGUCUGCAUCACGAUCUCGCUCAACAACGCCCAGACAACCCGUGACUCCUCUUCCCCGUGCAAUGACUCCACCCAUCGAGGAGCUUUCUGCUUCCUCGUCUGAUUCAUCAGAUCUCCCUACUGGCUACCGCACCGUUCAGUCCCUCCGCAAAAUCCUUGAUGAACAACCAUCCUCCACCUCCGUCAACUCCCCCCCUCGAAAACAUCCAAAACACACUCGGUCGCCCAAUUUCAUUGUCACGCCUGCCCCCGCUCCGGUUGCUGGCACAUCCACUGCCACUGCUUCCAUUUCCCGUCUUUUCACAAAAGGCAGACAUUCAUCCUCUACGCGUCCCCCUUCCCCACCUACACACUCCUCCCUGAAGGUGCCCUCUGUGCCUCCGACACCUCGUUCAUCGCCGAGCAUAGGCAGCCUCUCGGAUAUGUUUGGAAACGGUGUGGCCAAAGUCCUCGGGAGUGAUCCCCCUUCAGGUGUAUCGACGCCCAAGCGCAUCAGCUUUGCGGAGCUCCCAGAGUCCUACGCAAGCUCACGUACAGGGCCUUCGAAAAUCAAGGAAAAGCGGAAGAAUCGCAGCCGAAAGCGCAAGGGGAAAGACGAAGAAGAGGGGGAGGCACUUGGAUGGUUUGAGAGGUUGUUCAUUGUGGGGCCUGUGAGCACGUGCUCUGCACGGAUCGAUGAGCGUCUGGAAGAACGCAUGUCACGAGGGUGGGGGACUCGACCUGGAGGUGGGACGUUGGAUGAUUGGGCGGUAUAAAGUUCGUAUCGCUCAGAGGAUGAUGGAUCAGUUACGCAAGUGUAUAUGAAUGUGUUUUUAUUCCCUUUCUUUGGCUUUGCUUUCAUUCUUAUUUUGAUGACGCUGUCAUGACUUUUGUUUGGAUUGCUACGUAUAUUUUUAUGUCCAAUAGGAUCUUUAUCAUACACUGUUUGGCAGUGUUCACAUCAUCUAUGUUUACUCCGAGUAGCUGAGCGCUGUAUCCUUGAACUGUUUCAAUAUCACAU